CUUGUUUGAUGCUAACAAACACGAGCUGGAUGUUCAGAUUGAUUAGAAAUGACUUCGCCUUGAUGUAGGUUCGGACUGUUCGGUCAAGAUCUAAUCUCGCGUCUACAGGUCAUACUACCAACUCCGAUCGAAGCCAGUUGGAAGCCAAGAAGUACAGAUAAGUUGGUCUGCUUGCUUCGUUCCAACUUCCAACCCAAUUCAGCUAAACAAAAAUGGGAUACCUGUCGAUGGCACCAUCCUCCUCCUCGGUAGCUUCGUCUCCGUGCUCGAGGAGGACUUUUGGUUGCUCACAGUCACAGCCCUCGUCCGGAUUGUUUGCAGACCGUCAUGCUAUUCUGCUGAGCCAUAGGCAACGGGAGUUACUAAAUGUGAGUGUCAGGCCUAAGCAGAUCCAGCUGCUAGUUUGCCCAGCAUACCUGCGCCCCAUAUCUGCGCGCGCCGAUGAACCAUCAAUCAUCAUCGGAAAGAACAUGCUCACGGACGCUGUGAACAAGAUGAAGCGAAGACCUAAAUCUGACUACAGACAGCAGCUGAUGGAUGCCCUUCUAAUGCUCAAGAAGCUCGCUGCCGACGGGAACAACCGCAGAGCCAUGAGAAGGUCAUUUGGUAUGCUCUCCAUAGUCAUGGCCCCUGUAAGCUCCGACCUCCACCGUAAUGACCAUGGCGCAUGGUCCAGCCUAGCAGCAGCAUCACUGAAGCUGAUGUGGCUUCUCGUCGAUGAUACUUCUCCUUCUCAGAGGGCCUCAAUAAUGAAGCACGAGAUGUCAAGAAAGGAGGAAGAAAUCACGAGAAGUAUGAUGGGGAUUCUGAAUUGCGACAAAUGUGAUGAACAGCUCCGUAUGCUAGCCAAGAAGAUCCUCGCACAAGUGAAGAAAAUACAUUCGCACUAGUGGGCCAUCUUAGUUGGUUACGUCUCUCUCAGUCUCUCUGCUGGUUUGAGCGCUUUUCCAUACCGUGUUUGCUGUAUUUUGUAUUUGGUAUAUAUUUACCCUUGAUAUUGCAUUGUACUUGGAAAGAACGAAACAAGCACAUCUUCCAGAAUAAGGUCCUGUGUCUA
Brachypodium distachyon (stiff brome) is the source of this 1057-nucleotide messenger RNA. RefSeq lists its product as uncharacterized. The transcript is spliced from 2 exons. The record is from RefSeq and is a predicted model, not a curated record. Bases 213 to 890 code for a protein of 225 amino acids. NCBI's taxonomy places the organism in Eukaryota, Viridiplantae, Streptophyta, Magnoliopsida, Poales, Poaceae.